CCUUGGACACGUGUGCGUCACUUCCGGGAAGGGUGCAGCUCCCCAAUCAGGACUGAGGAGGGUGCAGUUUGUGGUGACAGUCCGCUGUGAUUGACAUUCCUUUGAUUAUCCCGGACUGAAUCUUCGAGGGAAGACUGCCAGCUGCAGCUUAUUAUGGACACGUGGACUGUUUCUGGGAAGCGUGGGGUGUCGCUUUUCUACAAGCUUUCCUGUCUGAAGUGAAAAAUUUACCUAAGUUCUCAUAGCGUUCUCAGCUGUUGAGGAAAAUCUUUAAGAGGUGAAGCUGAGCUCAGAGCUACAUGUACAGUUUGUCUUAUCAAGAUGGGUGGAAGUAAAGCAAUUUAAAGGAAAUUGAAGACCACAAAUCUUAAUGACUGAAAUACACUGUAUUGUUCACACCAAAGCAUAAGUGUUUGGAGAAAGACCUUUGCUGUUCAGCAAAAUCAUGAUGGAGGCAGAAGAACAACAGUCAUGGAAGACAACCUUUUACUCAAAAUUACCUAAAGUGGAACUUCAUGCUCACUUGAAUGGAUCCAUUAGUUCUAAUACCAUAAAGAAAUUAAUAACCAAGAAGCCAGGUCUUAAAAUCCAUGAUCAGAUGACUAUGAUUGACAAGGGAAAGAAAAGAACUUUAGAAGAAUGUUUCCAGAUGUUUCCAAUUAUUCAUCAACUUACUACCAGCCCUGAAGAUAUUCUAAUGGUCACGAAAGAUGUCAUUAAAGAAUUUGCAGAUGAUGGUGUCAAGUACCUGGAACUAAGGAGCACACCCAGAGGAGAAAAUGCUACAGGAAUGACUAAAAAGACUUAUGUGGAAUCUGUACUUGAGGGUAUAAAACAGUCCAAACAGGAAAAUGUAGACAUUGAUGUUAGGUAUUUGAUAUCAAUUGACAGAAGAGGUGGCCCUUCAGCAGCCAAUGAGAAUGUUAAACUUGCAGAAGAGUUCUUCCUUUCUACAGAGGGAAUAGUUCUUGGCCUUGACCUCAGUGGAGACCCUACUGCAGGACAAGCAAAAGACUUCUUGGAACCUCUUUUAGAAGCUAAAAAAUCAGGUCUGAAGUUGGCAUUGCAUCUUUCAGAGAUUCCAAACCAAGAAAAAGAAACGCAAGUACUCCUGGACCUGCUUCCAGACCGAAUCGGGCAUGGGACAUUUCUUAGCUGCUCUGAGGGGGGAUCCCCAGACCUAGUGGACUUUGUGAGGCAACACCAGAUACCACUUGAACUCUGUUUGACCUCAAACAUCAAAAGUCAGACUGUUCCAUCUUAUGACCAGCAUCACUUUGGAUUCUGGUACAGCCUUGUUCAUCCUGCCGUGAUCUGUACUGAUGAUAAGGGUGUUUUUGCAACACACCUCUCUCAAGAGUACCAGCUGGCAGCAGAAACAUUUAAUUUGACCCAGUCUCAGGUGUGGGAUCUGUCUUAUGAAUCCAUCAGCUACAUCUUUGCUUCUGACAGCACCAAGUCUGCACUGAGGAAGAAGUGGAAUCAGAUGAAGCCCAAAGCGUUACAUUUUUAAGCUGUAAGGAGGUGAAAUACUUUCAAGUAUGUAUUACAGCUGCCAUCUCCCUGCCAUAUCCCACUUAGUAAACAGUCCACUGCUCCCUCCUUUGGAAACUCAGCAACAAGUGCCCUGGGCCCCAACACCAGCAUCUUACUCAUGGCAGGUGCUCAGUAAGUUUGUCUUAAACUGCCUGGUAGGCUGCUUACUGAACUCCUACUCUGGCAGCGAUUUUGACUUAGCAGUUCCUCUUCAUAAAACUUAAAGAAAAUCAAGGUAGUUUCUCAUCAGUUUUGGAAUUACUAAGUAAGAUGAGGAGAGGGGAAGACAGAUUGCCACCAAAACUUUUAAAAGCCUUCUAGCUUGUGAUGACA
Molecule: messenger RNA, 1869 nt
Organism: Phacochoerus africanus (Common warthog)
Lineage: Eukaryota; Metazoa; Chordata; Mammalia; Artiodactyla; Suidae
Gene: MAPDA
Product: adenosine deaminase like
Exons: 11
Coding region: 446-1513 (355 amino acids)
Biological process (GO): inosine biosynthetic process; adenosine catabolic process
Molecular function (GO): adenosine deaminase activity
Source: RefSeq, a predicted model, not a curated record